UUGCUUCAGAGGAUCUGCAUUGAUGUUAACCUUUUUUUUGUAAAAUGGAGAACGAAAUAUUCACGCCCCUUUUGGAGCAGUUUAUGUCUAGCCCUCUUGUCACCUGGGUUAAGACAUUUGGACCGUUAGCUGGAGGAAAUGGGACCAACCUGGAAGAAUAUGUGGCGCUAGUGGACGGUGUGUUUCUGAACGAAGUCAUGCUGCAAAUCAAUCCAAAGUCUGCCAGCCAGAGAAUAAACAAAAAAGUCAAUAAUGAUGCAUCCCUAAGGAUUCAAAAUUUGUCAAUUCUGGUGAAACAAAUAAAAACUUACUAUCAGGAGACUUUGCAGCAGUUGAUCAUGAUGUCUUUGCCAAAUGUAUUAAUAAUUGGCAAAAAUCCUUUUUCUGAGCCAGGUACUGAAGAAAUAAAAAAGCUCCUCUUGCUUUUACUUGGUUGUGCAGUACAGUGUCAGAAAAAGGAAGAAAUUAUUGAAAGAAUUCAAGGCUUGGAUUUUGACACAAGAGCAGCUGUUGCAGCCCAUAUUCAAGAGGUAACUCAUAAUCAGGAAAAUGUGUUUGAUCUGCAGUGGAUGGAUGUUAGUGUACUGACACAAGAAUAUGUUGAGCCUCUCUUGAAAAAUAUGGCAUUACAUUUAAAAAGACUUAUAGAUGAAAGAGAUGAGCACUUGGAGACUAUCAUAGAGCUCUCGGAGGAACGGGACUGUCUCCGUUUUCUACCUCAUGCAUCAGCAGCACAAUCACCUUGUGGAUCUCCUGGCAUGAAACGUACCGAGAGCAGACAGCACCUGUCAGUAGAACUAGCAGAUGCCAAGGCAAAAAUAAGAAGGCUUAGGCAAGAGCUUGAGGAAAAGACUGAGCAGUUGCUUGACUGUAAGCAAGAACUUGAACAAAUGGAAGCUGAGUUAAAGAAACUUCAGCAAGAGAAUAUGAAUUUACUAUCAGAUGCCCGGUCUGCCAGAGUGUAUAGAGAUGAGUUGGAUGCUCUUCGUGAGAAGGCAAUUCGAGUUGACAAGCUUGAAAGUGAAGUCAGCCGAUAUAAAGAGAGACUACAUGAUAUUGAAUUCUACAAAGCCAGAGUGGAGGAGCUAAAGGAGGACAAUCAAGUGUUGCUAGAAACAAAGACAAUGUUGGAAGAUCAAUUAGAGGGGACCCGAGCCCGUUCUGAUAAAUUACAUGAGUUAGAAAAAGAGAAUCUACAAUUAAAAGCUAAAUUACAUGAUAUGGAGAUGGAGCGUGAUAUGGACAGAAAGAAGAUUGAGGAACUCAUGGAGGAAAAUAUGACUCUAGAAAUGGCUCAGAAACAAAGCAUGGAUGAAUCAUUGCAUCUUGGCUGGGAACUUGAACAGAUAAACAGAAGUACUGAACUUUCUGAAGUGCCACAGAAGUCUCUUGGUCAUGAAGUAAAUGAACUGACAUCAAGCCGAUUACUGAAGCUGGAAAUGGAAAACCAAAGUUUACUGAAAACAGUGGAAGAACUACAAAAUGCAGUAGGUUCUGUGGAAGGCAGUAGUUCAAAGAUACUGAAAAUGCAGAAAGAAAACCAAAGACUUAGCAAAAAGCUUGAGGGGCUGGAGAAUGAAAUUAGCCAAGAGAAGCAAAGCCUUCAGAAUAGUCAAAAUUUGACUAAAGAUCUAAUGAAAGAGAAAGCACAACUUGAAAAGACGCUUGAAGCGCUGCGAGAAAAUUCAGAGCGGCAAAUUAGGCUAUUAGAACAAGAAAAUGAACAUUUGAAUCAAACGGUAGCUUCCCUGAGACAACGUUCCCAAAUCAGUGCUGAAGCAAGAGUAAAAGAAAUUGAAAAAGAGAAUAAAAUUCUUCAUGAGUCUAUUAAGGAGACCAGUAGUAAGUUAAAUAAGAUUGAAUUUGAAAAAAAACAAGUCAGGAAAGAACUGGAGCACUAUAAGGAGAAAGGAGAAAGAGCAGAAGAACUUGAGAAUGAGUUGCAUCAUCUGGAGAAAGAAAACGAAUUAUUACAGAAAAAAAUCACCAAUUUAAAAAUUACUUGUGAGAAGAUAGAGGCCUUAGAACAAGAAAACUCCAGUCUGGAAAUGGAAAACAGAAAGCUGAAAAAAACUUUGGAUAGUCUAAAAAAUCUCACAUUUCAAUUAGAGUCCUUAGAAAAGGAGAAUUCACAACUUGAUGAAGAAAAUUUAGAAUUAAGAAGAACAAUUGAGUCUUUGAAGUGUAGCAGCAUUAAAGUGGCACAAUUGCAACUAGAAAAUAAAGAACUGGAAAGUGAAAAGGAGCAACUGAAAAAAAGCCUAGAACUCAUGAAAGCCUCUUUUAAGAAAACUGAACGUUUAGAAGUCAGCUACCAAGGUCUAGACACAGAAAACCAAAGGCUACAGAAAGCUCUAGAAAACAGUAACAAGAAGAUUCAGCAGUUAGAAAGUGAAUUACAAGAUUUAGAGUCUGAAAAUCAGACUCUGCAAAAGAACUUAGAAGAAUUUAAAAUCUCUAGUAAGCGCCUAGAGCAGUUGGAAAAGGAAAAUAAGUUGUUAGAACAAGAGACUUCCCAACUGGAGAAAGAUAAGAAACAGCUAGAAAAGGAAAAUAAAAGGCUUCGACAGCAAGCAGAGAUUAAAGACAGUACUUUAGAAGAAAACAAUAUAAAAAUUAGUAAUCUGGAAAAGGAAAAUAAAUCUCUAUUUAAAGAAAUAGUUGUAUAUAAGGAGUCAUGUAUACGUCUGAAAGAACUGGAAAAGGAAAAUAAAGAACUUGUGAAAAGAGCUACCAUUGAUAAGAAAACUCUUGUCACCUUACGAGAGGAUUUGGUGAAUGAAAAACUGAAGGCCCAACAAAUGAACAAUGAUCUAGAAAAACUUGCCCAUGAACUCGAAAAAAUAGGCUUAAAUAAAGAGCGUCUUUUGCAUGACGAACAGAGCAGUGAUGACAGUAGGUACAAGCUGUUGGAAUCAAAGUUAGAAUCUACGCUGAAGAAGUCUCUUGAAAUAAAAGAAGAAAAAAUUGCUGCUUUGGAGGCUCGUUUAGAAGAAUCAACGAAUUUAAACCAGCAACUCCGUCAGGAACUUAAAACAGUGAAAAAGAACUAUGAAGCCCUCAAGCAAAGACAGGAAGAGGAAAGAAUGGUUCAGAAUUCUCCUCCAAGAAGCGGAGAAGAAAAUCAGUCUGUGAAUAAAUGGGAGAAAGAAAAUCAGGAAACUACUCGAGAAUUAUUGAAAGUUAAAGAUAGAUUAAUUGAAGUAGAAAGAAAUAACGCUACACUCCAUGCAGAGAAACAAGCACUGAAAACACAAUUAAAGCAACUUGAGACACAGAACAGUAAUUUGCAGGCUCAGAUUCUUGCACUUCAAAGACAGACUGUUUCUUUACAGGAACAAAAUACUACACUGCAAACUCAAAACGCCAAGCUUCAGGUUGAAAAUUCCACCCUAAAUUCACAGAGUACAUCUCUUAUGAAUCAGAACGCACAACUGCUGAUCCAGCAGUCGGCUUUAGAAAAUGAAAAUGAAUCUGUACUCAAGGAGCGUGAGGAUCUGAAAUCAUUGUAUGAUUCGCUUCUCAAAGAUCAUGAAAAACUGGAGCACCUGCAUGAACGUCAGGCUUCUGAGUAUGAAUCUCUGAUUGCAAAACACGGAAAUCUUAAAUCUGCACACAAAAAUCUAGAGGUAGAGCAUAAGGACUUAGAAGAUCGGUACAACCUAUUGCUAAAACAGAAAGUGCAAGUAGAAGAAUUGGAGAAAGUACUUAAGGCAGAACAGGAGAAGAUGCUGCAGCAAAAUGAAAAACAUGAAACUGUAGCAACAGAGUGUAAAAGACUUCGUGAUGAAAAUGACAGGCUUACUCAUACAUAUACUCAGCUCUUGAGAGAGAAUGAAGUUCUACAAACUGAUCAUAAGAAUUUGAAAACAUUGUUGAACAAUUCCAAACUAGAACAAACACGGUUAGAAGCUGAAUUUUCUAAACUCAAAGAGCAAUACCAACAACUUGAUAUUACAUUUACCAAACUGAAUAAUCAGUGUGAGUUGCUAAGCCAGCUUAAGGGAAAUCUGGAGGAGGAAAACAGACAUUUACUAGACCAAAUUCAGACAUUAAUGCUUCAGAAUAGAACAUUACUUGAGCAAAAUAUGGAAAGCAAGGAUCUCUUCCAUGUGGAACAAAGACAGUACAUUGAUAAGCUAAAUGAAUUGAGACGACAGAAGGAGAAAUUGGAGGAGAAGAUCAUGGAUCAGUAUAAAUUUUAUGAGCCAUCCCCCCCAAGAAGAAGAGGCAACUGGAUUACUCUGAAAAUGAGGAAGCUGAUAAAAUCCAAGAAAGAUGUUAACCGCGAGCGUUUGAAGUCUCUGACCCUCACCCCGACCCGCUCAGAAUCCAGUGAAGGAUUUCUCCAGCUGCCCCACCAGGACAGUCAGGACAGCUCCUCAGUGGGCUCAAACUCUCUUGAAGAUGGCCAGACGCUGGGGACCAAAAAGAGUAGUAUGGUUGCACUGAAAAGACUGCCCUUUUUGAGGAACAGACCGAAGGAAAAAGACAAAAUGAAGGCCUUCUACCGUCGCUCCAUGUCCAUGAAUGACCUGGUCCAAUCCAUGGUCCUAGCAGGAGGACAAUGGACAGGUAGUUCUGAGCAUCUGGAGGGUCCUGAUGAUAUAUCCACGGGUAAAAGGAGAAAAGAAUUGGGAGCUAUGGCCUUCUCUACUACAGCUAUCAACUUUGCAACUGUCAACUCUUCUACAGGCUUCAGAUCCAAGCAGUUGCUAAAUAAUAAAGAUACUACAUCCUUUGAAGAUGUAAGUCCACAAGGUAUUAGUGAUGAUUCUAGUACAGGAUCAAGAAUUCAUGGAGUACAGGACAUGAACUGUGCAGAUGCUCUUGCUCCUCCUGUUCGUGGCAUUUCAACAGUACGCAGGGUUCCUUGUCAAAUCUGUUCUUCCAGACCUGCCAGCCUUGAUAGUGGCAGAACAUCCACUAGCAAUAGCAAUAACAAUGCUUCACUCCAUGAAGUCAAAGCAGGUGCAGUUAACAAUCAAAGCAGGCCCCAGAGUCACAGCAGUGGGGAAUUUAGUCUGCUCCAUGAACACGAGGCUUGGUCCAGCAGCAGCAGCAGCCCGAUUCAGUAUUUGAAAGGUUAUACCAGGUCUAGUCCUGUGCUCCAGCAAAUAAUGCCUGAAACCCUGGAUAGUCGUGGAAAACAGAUGAAAACUGGUUCUCCGGGAAGUGAAGUAGUUACCCUACAACAGUUUUUAGAAGAAAGCAACAAAAGUACUUCGAGUGAGAUAAAAUCCACAAGUGAAGAGAAUCUUUUAGAGGAAGUAAUGAAAAGCUUAUCUGAGUCUGCGGAGUUGACAGGCAAGGAAAAACUGAGGAAACAGCCAUCAGCCAGCUGUGGCAUUGUGAGGUCAUUAAGUGUCAAAAAUACAAUUGAUUUCUCGGAUGGACGAUCUGUUAAACCAGAGCAACUUGUUAGGCCCAGCCUUCGUAAAACUGAAGACACCUAUUUUACCAGCUCUCCAAUAAAAUUUACGUCAGGUACCCAAGGGAAAGUCAAGUCAGUUAAGGAAAAGAUACAAGCAACGGUAUCGCAGCGGCAAUCAAAAGAUUGCAACCCUUAUGCUACCUUACCUCGUGCGAGCAGCGUGAUUUCUACAGCAGAAGGAACUACUCGAAGGACCAGCAUUCAUGAUUUUCUGUCCAAGGACAAUAGGCAGCCUGUGUCAGUUGAUCCAGCACCAUCUACUGCUGACAGAAGUGUUUCAUCAGCAUCUAAUGUGGAAGCUAUACCAGAAAGCAGAAAUGCAAAAAGCAGGUCUAGGGAGCAACAAAGCUCCUAAUUCUAUUCCCCACUACAUGAGGUGUGGGCCAAGUGAGAGAAAAGUGUCCUUCAGUAUCUCAAUAUGAAGCCUUUAUUUCUGAAGUAACAAGACAGCGACUGUAGGAAUCAUUAAUAAAAAUUAAGGGAUU
Molecule: messenger RNA, 5919 nt
Organism: Tinamus guttatus (white-throated tinamou)
Lineage: Eukaryota; Metazoa; Chordata; Aves; Tinamiformes; Tinamidae
Gene: CCDC88A
Product: coiled-coil and HOOK domain protein 88A
Biological process (GO): cytoplasmic microtubule organization; cytoskeleton-dependent intracellular transport
Cellular component (GO): centrosome; cytoplasm
Molecular function (GO): dynein light intermediate chain binding; microtubule binding
Source: RefSeq, a predicted model, not a curated record